AUGUCCCAGUUUGGUCCUAAUUUACAGAACAUUCUUAGAGAAGCUGCCUUGGUUUUUCAGUUAAAGGAAUGGUUCACUCAGAAUGGAGAUAAAGAUGGCAGCAAAGUGACCACAGUGGUGGCGACCCCUGGACAGGGACCUGACCGGCCGCAGGAGGUCAGCUACACUGACACCAAGGUCAUCGGGAAUGGCUCUUUUGGCGUGGUCUAUCAGGCCAAGCUCUGUGAUUCAGGAGAACUGGUGGCCAUUAAGAAGGUCCUUCAGGACAAGCGAUUUAAGAACCGUGAGCUUCAGAUCAUGAGAAAACUGGACCACUGCAACAUUGUGCGUCUGCGUUACUUCUUCUAUUCCAGUGGAGAUAAGAAGGAUGAGGUGUAUCUGAAUCUGGUUCUGGACUACGUCCCUGAGACUGUCUACAGAGUGGCGAGACACUACAGCCGCGCUAAGCAGACCCUUCCCAUGGUUUAUGUAAAGGUGCGGAUUGUUCCUAAUGUGUGUUUGUGUGAUGCUAAGCAGUUAGUACGUGGGGAGCCCAAUGUUUCCUACAUAUGCUCACGGUACUACAGAGCCCCUGAACUCAUCUUUGGAGCAACCGACUACACAUCCAGCAUAGACGUGUGGUCAGCUGGCUGCGUGUUGGCGGAACUGUUGCUAGGACAACCAAUUUUCCCCGGCGACAGCGGAGUGGAUCAACUGGUGGAAAUCAUCAAGGUGCUGGGCACUCCCACACGGGAGCAGAUUCGAGAAAUGAACCCAAACUACACCGAGUUCAAAUUCCCGCAGAUUAAGGCCCACCCAUGGACUAAGGUGUUUCGGCCACGCACGCCUCCUGAAGCCAUUGCGUUGUGCUCGCGGCUGUUGGAGUACACGCCGACUGCUCGACUGACCCCGCUAGAGGCCUGCGCUCACUCCUUCUUUGAUGAACUGCGGGAUCCUAAUGUCAAACUUCCUAAUGGACGUGAGAAACCAUCCUUAUUCAACUUCACAACUCAAGAGCUGUCCAGUAACCCAUCCCUGGCAUCUAUCCUAAUUCCUGCUCAUGCACGAAACCAGGCAGGAGCUUCUACCCCCACCAACGCCUCUGCCACUUCAGAUGCCAAUAGUGGAGAUCGCAGUCAGACCACAACUGCAGCCUCUGCCUCUGCCUCCGUCUCCAACACCUCAACCUGAGAGCCCCAGCCAAUCAGACCUGACCCUGCCUCCGAGGCCACGCCCACCCCACUGCUCACCAGCUUAAUGGGCAGGAUUUGAGUCAUGUAACCACCACUCUUAUUCAGACUGCAAGAGCCAACCUUCAUUUACGUCUUUUUUUUUUUUUUUUACAAAGUUCAGAAUGAUACAUGUGGAAAAGCCUCGUCGGAUGUAAUUCACGAGAGCGACAGAGACAGAGAAAAAGAGAGAGCAGUCAGGAAACAGUUCGGAAGCGGGGGUUAAAGCAUAAAACCUGGUCCGUGACCAGCCGGAACUUUUUUUUUUUUCUUCUCAUUCUCAGAGGACAAUCUUAUUAUGUAAGCAAUCCGGUAGCCAGAUCCAUCCACUUCCGUUCGCAUUUGGGCUCCCCUUCUCUCACCUGGACCGUCUCUAGCUACACGUUCUCUCCCUUUAUACUGUCCUGGGACUUUAAUAGUGCAUGGCUUGAAUUUGGUUGGGAGCACCCCAUGUAUACAGUACAUAUAUAUAUAUAUAUAUAUACACAGUACAUACAUAUAGUGUGUAUAUUCAUAUAUAUGUAUAUGUAUUGGGUGAAAAUGAUGCAAGCAUUCAAAACUAGAGGAAAUAUCGUAUCUAAGCGUAUCUAACAAACACAAGGCACCGUACAAGAGGUAUAAAUAUAAAAACCGCAUGUCAACCACAAAGACAAGAGAGAAAUACUCUGUUACAGGAUUUUAAGUCGGCUGAAUCUGUUUUAUCUUGUUUUAUAAAAUGGGCGGGCUGUAGGGGAGGGGCAGACAUUUUGAUUGACAGGUGAGACGUGCGUCUCCAUCUCUGUGUUCUUGUAUGAUAUAUGCAUACACCGUUUAUAUAUUACUUUGCAUUAUGUAAAAUAAAUAUAUAUAUAUAUAUAUAUAUAUAUAUAUUUAUAUAUAGAUCUAUAUCUAGCAUCAGAAUCCAUCACAGUUUGUCAGUGCAGCGGCCACAUACUGAAAUGAUACAGUAUGUGAAUGACUAAGACUCUGCUGGAGCUCUUUUCUAGCAAGAGUUUCGCGCUUCUCUGCUGUUUUCUGUUAGCCUGGUAGAAUUAUAGAUCACCUUCUGUCCUGAUUUCCUCUGGUUAUUUAUUGUCGCGUGUGCGUCAGUGUCGUUCUUAACCACACAGCUAAACAUAAAGAACACAUGAAGAGACGCAUCGAUGUGGCGCCGACUUCACAGAGACUGUGUUUGUGCUCCAUUCGCAAUGUUAAACUGAAAUGGCUGUGUUGUUUUAACCACUACUUUUUUCUUCAUCAUGUCUCAGCAUAACGUACGGAAAAAUGUACUUUUUUUAUUUCCCAAAAUGUCUUAAUACACAAAGUAUAGCAGUAUAAGAAAACAACAGACGUGUAUAUACAGUACAGCACAGUUGCUCCUCACCAAAUGCUGGCUUUUACUUUUAAUUUUUAUGUUUUGUUUUGAUUUUUGUAUAAUUUGUGAGCGUGUGUGAUUGAGUGAGUGAGUGAGUGAGUGUUCUGCUAUGUACAUAAAUAUGCUGACCUGAGAACUGUUAAUGAGCGAAAACAAAGACGCGGGAUUAAAUGAAAAAUGGAUCAAAGAAAAAAAAAUUAAAAA
This is a messenger RNA of Sinocyclocheilus anshuiensis, 2766 nucleotides long. RefSeq names its product glycogen synthase kinase-3 beta-like. Gene Ontology annotation, biological process: negative regulation of TOR signaling; regulation of microtubule cytoskeleton organization; insulin receptor signaling pathway. Gene Ontology annotation, cellular component: cytoplasm; nucleus; axon. Gene Ontology annotation, molecular function: beta-catenin binding; tau-protein kinase activity; ATP binding. The record is from RefSeq and is a predicted model, not a curated record. Bases 1 to 1170 code for a protein of 389 amino acids. NCBI's taxonomy places the organism in Eukaryota, Metazoa, Chordata, Actinopteri, Cypriniformes, Cyprinidae. The transcript is spliced from 10 exons.